GGUUCAAGAUGAUGUACACCAGUGGUAAUUUUGCAGUCAGUAAACACGUUGAUCUGACUGCCGACAGUUCCAUCCGCAGUAUAUGGUCUCCUGGGUAUCCGGGUUUAUAUGGAGGGGCAUACCAUCUUACCUGGAGGAUAUAUUCAGGAUCAUUGACAGAAGCCAUUCGUAUGGCUGUUGAAGAAUCACAUCUUCCGUACAACCCUAACUGUAGCAGUGAUUACUUGGAAGUAUGUGACGGCUAUGACUCGUCGAGCACAUCUCUGGCAAAGUGGUGCGGAGACGAGAGACCAUCUGUAGAGAGCUCAGGACCACACGUGUUUAUAGAAUUCCGUGCUAGUGGUUCCAAGAACCAUGGUGUGUUUGUGAUCAAAUAUAGUACUAUAGUCGACUUGAAACCCCAAAACCCACACAACCCACAAGAUGAGUUUGAAACCAUCUUCACUGUACUAGCUACACCCAUCCUGGUCUUCCUCAUACUCUCCAUCAGUUUAAGUGCUUGGAUAAUUCGCCAGAAACGACGUCAUCGGUCAUCAAAUACUGCCUGUGCUGUAAUGGCCACCACGAGGUCUUCAGACCCAGUAGCAUCCGAUUACGAUCCUAAUCACUGGGUGAUUAUGCCAGUAGCAUCCGACCCCCUUCCUAAUCUCGAGGCGAUGAUGCCUUCUACGGGAACUGGAGGUGAAACAGAAUUGCCACCCCCAUACACUGCAGUUGGUGAUAGUCAACCUCCCCCGUCAUACGAUAGUCUGUUUUGCCUCAACAGUGGGAAAUGCUGAUAUGGAUCAUUCCCCACAACAAAGAUGUAGUUCCUUCUACAAGAUGUAUCAGUAUCAAACAGCAGCAUCGUUGAAGUCCUUCGUUAUGACAAAAUGUGUUCUGGGAAAACGAAAUCCUACGAUAACUGUUUCCUACAGCAUUCUGAUGCAUAUAGACGCAAUGAUAACAACAUACUUGUAGAAUGAUCAUGGUGUUGUGCA
This is a messenger RNA of Haliotis rubra (blacklip abalone), 980 nucleotides long. RefSeq lists its product as uncharacterized. The transcript has 5 exons. The coding region runs from base 9 to 779 and encodes 256 amino acids. The record is from RefSeq and is a predicted model, not a curated record. Lineage: Eukaryota; Metazoa; Mollusca; Gastropoda; Lepetellida; Haliotidae.